This is a messenger RNA of Manis javanica (Malayan pangolin), 1150 nucleotides long. The record is from RefSeq and is a predicted model, not a curated record. NCBI's taxonomy places the organism in Eukaryota, Metazoa, Chordata, Mammalia, Pholidota, Manidae.
ACACUGGCGGACCUCCUCCAGCUCCUUCUGCUGCCCUUCAAGAUGAUCGAGGCUGCAAACAAUUUCUUCUGGCCCCUGGGGGAUACACUCUGUGCGCUCAUGGGUUUUGGCUUCUACAGUGGCAUCUACUGCAGCACGUGGUUGCUGGCGGGCAUCAGCAUCGAGCGCUACCGCAGCGUGGCUUUCCCCAUGCAGUACAAGCUGUCCCGCCGGCCUGUGUACGGAGUGAUUGGUGCUGUGGUCGCCUGGGUAUUGUCCUUUGGACAUUGUAGCAUUGUGAUCAUUGUCCAAUACUUACCAACCAACAAUACUCACCCACCAUCAGCCAAAGGAAACAAUGUCUGCUACGAGAACUUCAGCAAAGAGCAGCUGGACGUGGUGCUUCCUGUGCGGCUGGAGCUCUUCCUCAUCCUCUUCCUCAUCCCCAUGGUGGUCACCGUCUUCUGCUACUGGCGCUUCGUGCAGAUCAUGCUCUCCGGUGCCCAAGUGGGGGCCUGGAAGCGCUGGAGAGCCGUGGGGCUGGCCGCUGUGACCCUCUUCAAUUUCCUGGUGUGUUUUGGUCCCUACAAUGUGUCUCACGUGGUGGGGUUCUUCCAGCAGGGAAGUCCAAGCUGGCGGCUGUGCGCGGUGUUGAUCAGUGCUCUCAAUGCUUGCAUCGACCCCUUGAUUUUCUAUUUCUCCUCCUCAGUGGUGCGCAAAGCCUUCGAAAAAAGGUUACAGAUUCUGCGGAGCUGGGGUGCCUCACUGUUAGGGCGCUGGAGGGGAAGAGCUGGAAAGCUAGCUGCAGAGAGAGGAAAUGAGAGCUUAAGUACAUCCAAUGUCAGUUUUACAGAGGACUAAAUUCACCAGCUUGGCGCUAUGUUUUUUGAGGAAGAGGACUCAAAAGGGGGAACAAUGAACAGAACAGGGGCAAGUUCUCCUGUGCCUAGCUUAAGGGGCAAAGAAGAGCAGUGGGCAUCUCAAAUCCAACUCAUCCAUUGGGUGAGUGUCUUCAUUUUAUCUCCCGGGGUUGAUGACAUUUCCUUGUCUGUGGUUGGUACGGCUUCGUGGUGAGCCACAAGCCCUUUUAUCCUUGGAAUUCUUUACCUUCCCCACCCAGUAUCUAUCAGAUGAUAGUGUUCAUUUAUCCACUGCAGAGCUCUUUGCUCUG